CUAACAUGUUCCAAAGACGACAACCUCUACGACAAGCCACCACUUCAUCAUUGCUGAACAAUGGCGCCUUCAGCUAUAACCCAAUCCCUAGCCGCCCUCCUCCCAACAUAUGCGAACAAUUUCCCACCUCAAUUAACCCACCUCGCUGAAUCACUCCUCGCUCAAUCGCACCAGCGCGCCUCACACCUGAAGCCAGAAGAAGAAAUAGCCCGCGCCUACGCAUGCAGCGAGAUCGCAUGUAAACGGCUCCGGGCGCAGUGCCGUCUGCCGGCGGCCAAGAGCUCCAGCGCGCCCUGCAAACCGACAGUAUACAAGAAACUCGUCACAUUUCUCCAACGAGUCCUCGACGAAGAGUCCGCGCUGCAGCAGCAAACGCCCAAGUCCACACCGGGCGGCGGUAGAAAGAGGACCGCGGAUGGACAGUUCAAGAAUAAUAAGAUCAACCCGGCCGCUGCUGUUGGCUCCUCUGAACCAAGCACGCCGUCCAAGACCAAGACAGGACGCAACAACAACAACACACCAAACGGGGGAUUCGUAGGCAAGAUCAAAGCCUCCAGCGCCGGUAAAUCCAGAUCCUCGGAGAACAACGAAGCACCGUCAUGGCUCAUGCCAUCGAUCCGUAAAUUAUGUCGGCUGUUCUCAACGCCUUUGCUCGCUCCGCACGUCUACACGGGGACUUGUGUCAUCCUUCGCCUGGCUGGGAUGUGGCCACGACCCGAGGACGCCGCCGACAACCUAGAAGACGAGGAGGAAUUCAAACAAAAUGUCACGGGCCUCAUGGUAGCAUUAUACCUCAUGACACUGACUCGCAUGAAGACCGGCAAGAUGACCACGACCGUGUACAAGUCGACGUGCUCGCGGGCGGUGGCGGAGAUCGAAUACGCCGCCGGCACCGAGGGAGUCGAAGCCUGGAUCCGCCGCAUCAAUCGCGAAGGGUACUGUGGUCAGCAGGAUUGGUGGGUCAGCGUCCCCGAGGCUGUGUUUGCUUUCGAUCCGUCCAAAACUGCGUGCAUGGUGGAUGAUGAUGAUGACGACGACAAAGAGGACGCCAUCGAAGACGACGACGUACUGGUGUCCCGCCAGCGGCGAUGGAGACCAGGGAGAUCUGCAGCGGCGGCGGAUGACGAGGACGAUGAGGACGAGGAAGACCCCAAUGGUGUCCUCCUUCCCGGCCUGCACACAAUGAUGCAGGAUGCAGUGGAUUUUCUGAGUGAGGAGCGAACCAGAGAAUACGAGGCUUGGAAGAAGGCUUUGCUCAGGAAACUGGAUAGAUUGGACAAGGUUCCUGCUGGAAAAGAGGCGAGAGCGCUUGCUGUACAUUAAGUACACGGACACACUGUACUCACGACCGCUAUGAUUGAGGAUGAAAUGAGUCUCGCCGCCCGUCAUACGUCCUCUGUUUUUUAUACAUUCCUUUACCUGCG
Messenger RNA from Exophiala oligosperma, 1424 nucleotides. RefSeq lists its product as uncharacterized. Lineage: Eukaryota; Fungi; Ascomycota; Eurotiomycetes; Chaetothyriales; Herpotrichiellaceae. The transcript has a single exon. Gene Ontology annotation, biological process: DNA replication. Gene Ontology annotation, molecular function: DNA binding. The record is from RefSeq and is a predicted model, not a curated record. The coding region runs from base 61 to 1323 and encodes 420 amino acids. Gene Ontology annotation, cellular component: nuclear origin of replication recognition complex.